AUGGGACAGGUCAGCCGAGAAGUCAUGAUGGAUGGACUUCCAGUGAACAUGACAGAAAAGGAUAUCUCAGCUGAACUCAGUGCCUAUCAUGCCGACGGCCUAGAAGAUAUUCGGGUCAUUCGUGAUCGACAGACGAAGGUGUCACGGCGACGAGGCUUCUUGCGAUUUUCAACUAUCGAGGCAUCACGCGCAUUUGUCGAAAGCAACUACCCUUCCAUAUACUUGUAUGGUCCCAACGAGAGUUCAACUAACGUGCGCAUUGGUUACAGUCGUGAGAGGGAAGACCGAGGUCGUGGAAAAGGUGCAAGUGACUGGAACUGCGAGAAGUGUUUUGCUCUCAACUUCUCCUCACGUACACAUUGUUUCAAAUGCAGUACCCCACAACCUGGUGCGUACACCUUCCCCAUCUCUCAUCUUAUCCUCUUCCCAUCUCUAACCAUCCAAGCAGACAUGAUUUUCGAUACUGGCCCACCUGGCGUUCCGCCUCCCAAGAUAGUCAACAAUGGUGACAACGAUGCAUCUCCUGAGAACCAACCUUCCCAGUUCCUCCUAAUUCGCGGUCUGGAGGCGUCUGUUACGGAGGAGCUGCUUGCAAAAGGAGUUUCUAAACUCUACCGGCCAUCUGGCAACAAUGAUAGCGCCCCUGAUCAUCAAAAGAAGGGAUCGAAGGUAGCCUCAACGACUGGUAACAGCAGCCUGGGAGCGCGCGAAGGCUCUCUCCGUCGCGUGCUCCUUGUACGUGAUCGCGCAACCCACGCAAGCUGGCGUUACGGAUUCGCAGAAUUUGCUGGAGUCAAUGAUGCACAAGCUGCGAUGACGCGGUUCAAGUCUUUAGACAAAUUCACUAUCUCCUCGAAGCCGGCGUUCGUCACUUACAUCCACGGUGGAGUGUUCGUUCCAGUUAUGAACCCCUCGUCUGGACCUAGCUACUACACAUUCAGCGCGUCCAAUAACCCCUCGCUGCAGUUGAUGUAUUGGGAUAACGGAGCAUACGUGACGGAACUCAAGCUGUCAACCGUGGAAGACGAUACCGCUACUAACAAGACAAUUUCUAACCAUGGAGACGCCAAAUCCAAGGGCACGAAGGACUCCGAUAAAGGCAAAAAAAGAAAAGUUGAUGCCACCACCGGCACGAAUGCCAAGAAACUUGCAAUGCCAACCCAGCUGAAAUUCUGGAGUAACCGCCACGCAGAGCUUCAUGGGAUCAACAGAGAUGGUGCUGGAAACCCCGCGGAGGGCUCGAGCUCAGCAACUCCGGCGAUUAAAACGGCUACUGAAGCGGCCAUUGAAACGGCCGAUCGACCGGCCCCAUCAUUUGCAGAUUACAAAAGGCUCGCCUGCCUCUUGUGCACACGGGAGGGUUUUACGUCCGCAGAACAACUCGACCUACACGAGCGAGAAAGUGAACUCCACAAGAAAAAUCUGAAGGAUGUCAAAGCGAGACAAUGGGGCGUCUGCUUUAUGAUGAUGCUUGGUGUCAUCCCAGUGCAUACUCCGAAUUAUGAAGGCAGCAAGGACGAGUAUCGUGACAAAAUUGAACGGGAGUAUUCCAUCCCACCGUCCGCUCGAUCCUUCGCAGACCUCAAGCGAAUCGGGUGCGUCUUGUGCUUAGCCCAGCUUGAUACACCCGCAAAGCUCCUCACCCACGACCGCCUGAGUGAAUACCACCGAGAACAACUGACUAAGAAAGAGGCGGUCAAAUUCGGCGAGAACCAGCUCAGACUGGCUGGUAUCGCACAGGCGCGCCCAGAAUACCGCGACCGAGCAAAGGAGCGUCGCAAGGCGCUCGGUGAUGAUUCCAAUCCCCGCCGGAGACCCUCCGUAGCAGAGGAGGAGGAAGAGACCCCCGCGCAGACAACCUCGAUCGGUGCUACUCUUCUCACCAAGAUGGGCUGGUCUGAAGGAUCUGGCCUUGGUGCCCAAGGAACCGGCGUGACCCAGCCGAUUCCUACUGAAAUCUAUGCCCAGGGUGUAGGCCUGGGUGCCCAGGGGGGUCGGCUGGGCGACGCAGUUGAGGAGGCUGGUCGGAAGACCAGGAAUCGCUACGACGAAUUCCUGGAGAAGACCAAGAGCGUCGCCCGCCAGCGCUACGAGGAUCUGGACCGUUCCUGA
Penicillium griseofulvum is the source of this 2112-nucleotide messenger RNA. RefSeq names its product putative G-patch domain protein. Gene Ontology annotation, molecular function: RNA binding. The coding region runs from base 1 to 2112 and encodes 703 amino acids. Gene Ontology annotation, biological process: mRNA splicing, via spliceosome. Gene Ontology annotation, cellular component: nucleus. The record is from RefSeq and is a predicted model, not a curated record. Lineage: Eukaryota; Fungi; Ascomycota; Eurotiomycetes; Eurotiales; Aspergillaceae. The transcript is spliced from 5 exons.